Cantharellus anzutake is the source of this 1896-nucleotide messenger RNA. RefSeq lists its product as uncharacterized. Lineage: Eukaryota; Fungi; Basidiomycota; Agaricomycetes; Cantharellales; Hydnaceae. The transcript is spliced from 3 exons. The record is from RefSeq and is a predicted model, not a curated record. Bases 1 to 1896 code for a protein of 631 amino acids.
AUGCCCGUGGACGUCUCGGGCCCCCAUGGCGGUGUUUCGCCUGCGCCUGCGCCUGCUGCAGCCCUUCGAUCCAAACCCAACAACAACUUCGCUACCUUUCCAUUACUCCAGCAGCUAGCUCUGUUGAGACUACCGAACGAGUUGCUCUCUUUGAUCGCUGAAUAUGUGUCUGAGAGACAUCCGAGUUUUGAUUACGCCGUCGAGUGUACAUCUCUUGCCGCCUUGUCCCUUACAUGUCGUCACAUGCGCGCCAUAUGCAUUCCUCACUUGUUUCGAGAUAUACCCAUUACGUCAGAUUAUCAUCUUGCCGCACUUGGUCGCUGUUCAAGUGCUCUCCUUCGUCAUGUUCGUUCACUAAACCUAUUCAUGGAUGCUGAAUUCCUAGAAGCUUGGAGAAGGAGUGCAGAUUUUCAUUUGGACCAUUUGGAUACGAAAGACAGUGGCAGUUCAACAGCCGUCGCCGUCGUUUUGCCCUUCGUUUCCGUUUUACGGUGUACACCUCAGCUUCACACGUUACGCAUCCGCGUUGCAGAAUAUACAGGCCGGAGAUCCGCAUGGAGAAAAUUUGGUCUUAGGAGGGCUCAAGGCAUCCCUCUAGCAAGAUCUUUCGAACUUGCUAAACAGUUAACACUCCCUCAUUCCGAGCAAUCAUUAACACUCCCCAAACUCAAAGUUAUCGAGGCGGAUGGUUUCGAAGAUGUUAACCCAUUAUUGCAAUUGGCUCCUAACCUCCAAGUGUUGCGCAUGUCUAUUUCUGCGGGGUUUUCCAUGGAUGCGAAUGCGAAAUUGGUUGAGGGCUUACGAAGUGUGCCCAAGUUGCGGGAAUUGGCUUUUUCCCCCGAUAGUCUUCGUCUUGCACAUACAACAAUGGAUGAGGACGAGGACGAGGAUGACGAUCAUGGCGACGUGCCACUGCCGCCGGCCGACGGAGGACGUAAUGAUCGGUAUAUGGUGGGAGAGUCUGGUGGUGGGAGCGCAGCGUUUGUGAAAGUUUUGGGGGAGAUGUUACCCUUACUGGAAGCUUUGGAUCUUCGCACGCGAUGGUACGGAUACGGUAUUUAUUAUUGUUCGAGCUCCGAGCCUAUUUCAGAAAAGGACCUUUUCACCGCUUUGGCGGAGAUGCCGAAUUUGAAACGACUUUAUCUUCCUUCUUCCAUCAUGACCUAUACCCAAUUCGAAGCACUUCGUACUCGUAUUCCUAUUUCUACACCUGACACUGCCAGAGCGGAUUUACCAGCUCUUAGGGCGGCUAUCGAUGUACGCCGACGCAUUCUAGAGGAGGUAGCAGCCGCUGAAUGGAGAAUUGUCCAACGAAUCAAGGAACAAGUAACGAUGGGGUUGGAACAUGCGUCUUUCGUACGGAAUUACUUCCCUGAUGAUCCGGUUCAGUAUGAAGUUCGUUAUGGUACGCGAGGAGGAUCCGGUGCCAGCAAUGGGAAUGACAGCGGCGGCUCUUGCGUAUCGCCGUGGUUGCGGUCACAGUCGCAUGAUCACCACCCGCCAGCUAAUACUAUCAGCGUCAAGCUGAUCCAGGCACGAGAUGGACAGGAAGCUCCGUGGCCGUAUGCGCCCGACUUGUCGCUCUCACAUACAUUGCGUCGUCUUUGGCUGUCCGCGUCCACUUCCACGUCCACUGCCACGUCCACCGCCGCUACUGCUCCGUCUCCGCCUCCAUCAACCCAAUCUUCAUCAGAAUUGAGAGUUACAACCAUGACCUCAUCAUCAUCCGUUGUCGCUAAGGUCCCUCUACCAAAGCGAAGUUCCGGUGUCAAUGGACCAACAACACCCACGUUAACGUUGGAUAAUUAUCGAACGGAGGGAUCAUCGUUGGUUAGGUCUAUAUUCCUUGGGAGCGCACUUUUUGCGUACUCCAGAUUCUUGGGGAGUUAUCAUUAG